AUGCCUCCCAAGAAGGCUUCCGCUGCCUCCACGGCUACUGCUGCUAAGCCAGCCAAGACAUCUGCUGCUGCCAUCAAGAAGGCUCCAGCUCAAGCUAAGAAAGCUGCCCCCAAGAAGGCCGCUGCUACUUCUACUGGUACUUCCACCAAACCCAUUGCCAACUCCUCCAGAAAGCGCAAAGCCCAGUCUGAGGUCGCGCCCCCUGCAAAGAAGAAGUCUAAGACCUCUGCCAUAGCUACGAAGAGAGCCACUGCCCCUGCCAAGAAGGCCAUCGCCUCGAAGACCUCUACCCCUGCCCCCGUCGAUGACGACAAAGAGAACCUGAACCCCUCUGGCGCGAAGGCGAAGGCGAAGCGCAAGCGAACCGAAGAGGCCGAAGACGUCGAGGAUCAGGUCGAAGCUCCCGCCCCGAAGAAGGCGAAGCCUGCUGCCGUGAAGAAGGAGGCUGCCCCAAGAAAGAUUGCGGUCCCCAAGAAGGUGUGGCCCAAGAUUGGCGUCAAGAUCAACGAAGCCCCUCCUGCCCCCCUCGAUGUCUACGUAUUCGGCGAGGGAAGCUCUGGUGAGCUCGGCUUGGGAAGCAAACGAGGUGCCGACGGCAAAAAACCUAUUGACGUGAAGCGCCCUCGUCUCAACCCGAACCUGUCUGCGAAGGAUAUUGGUGUGGUGCAGAUUGCUUGUGGUGGCAUGCACGUGGUUGCCUUGACAAAGGACAACAAAAUCCUGACCUGGGGCGUCAAUGACCAGGGCGCUCUUGGGCGUGACACUAACUGGGAUGGUGGUCUGCGUGACGCAGAUGCCGAUGACAGCGACGAAGAUGACGAGGAUGAUACGGGCGUGAACCCUAAGGAGAGCACUCCCGCUGAGAUCGACACAUCUGGCAUUGCUCCAGAUACCAAGUUUGUCCAGGUCGUUGCGAGCGAUAGCGCUAGCUUUGCGCUCACCGAGGAUGGCCGAGUUUACGGAUGGGGUACCUUUAGAGCCGCUGAUGGCAUUCUCGGAUUCUCUCCUACCAUCCUGAUCCAAAAGAAGCCGGUUCUUCUAUCAGACCCAAAGAAGAUUGUCCGACUUGCGGCUGGCUCUAACCACAUUAUGGCCCUGGACAACAAGGGUAAGAUCCACACCUGGGGCACCCCCGAGCAGAAUCAGCUCGGUCGUCGUUGCGUCCAGCGUGAUAUCAAGGACUCCGCGCUGCGCCCUGGUGGAAUAGCAUUCAAGCGAGGCACAGUCAUCGAGAAGAUCGCUUGCGGAUCCUACCACAGCUUCGCUAUCGACAAGGAUGGCAAGGUCUACGCCUGGGGCUUAAACAAUUUUGGCGAGCUUGGCAUUGACCAUGGCGCUGGCGAGUCUGACGCUGUUGUGCUUGAGCCUACCCACAUCGAGUCACUCUCCAACCAUAAGAUCAUUGAGAUCGCUGGGGGAGAGCACCACUCCCUUGCCUGCACUGAGGACGGCAAACUCAUCACCUGGGGCCGUAUCGAUGGCAACCAGACAGGUCUUGCUCGAGACAAGUUUACAGAGGAGAACACUAUUUUCGACGAGCACCAAAAGCCCCGUAUCCUGAAGCUCCCCACCGUGGUAGAUGGUCUUCCGUCUAUCGUGUCCGUUGCUGCUGGCACUGACAACAGCUUCGCCAUUACUGCCGAUGGAAAGGCAUACUCCUGGGGCUUCUCUGCCAACUACCAGACUGGGCAGGGUACUGGCGAUGACAUUGAGACGCCAACUCACAUCGACAACACCGCCGUGCGAGGCAAGAAGCUCGUCUACGCCGGCGCUGGCGGCCAGUACUCCAUUCUGGCCAGCAUUGCUGAAGGCCCCGCGGUCAACGGCGUUUAA
Molecule: messenger RNA, 1833 nt
Organism: Phaeoacremonium minimum UCRPA7
Lineage: Eukaryota; Fungi; Ascomycota; Sordariomycetes; Togniniales; Togniniaceae
Product: putative rcc1 domain-containing protein
Exons: 3
Coding region: 1-1833 (610 amino acids)
Cellular component (GO): cytoplasm
Molecular function (GO): guanyl-nucleotide exchange factor activity
Source: RefSeq, a predicted model, not a curated record